Molecule: messenger RNA, 2857 nt
Organism: Anolis carolinensis (green anole)
Lineage: Eukaryota; Metazoa; Chordata; Lepidosauria; Squamata; Anolidae
Gene: enthd1
Product: ENTH domain containing 1
Exons: 7
Coding region: 767-2539 (590 amino acids)
Biological process (GO): endocytosis
Cellular component (GO): endosome; plasma membrane; clathrin vesicle coat
Molecular function (GO): clathrin binding; phospholipid binding
Source: RefSeq, a predicted model, not a curated record
UAUCCCGUUCAUAAAAUCGUGGUGAAGCCAAUACCUUUUGCAUCUAAGUUAAUUGAGGGCAUCAUGCCUUGAUCAAAACCAUAAUUUUUUUCUUACAUUUUCAAAAUUAGGAGGGUAACAUUAGAUUUUUAAAAAAAUCCAGUUUUGACUCUAGAUCAAAGCAAUUUUCAUCAGAAGGCAUAGCAGUAGUUUAAAGGAGAUCAGUGUUGCUAAGUAGAGAUAUAUGAAAUGGAGAACAAACAUAGUUGUCAUGAAUUUUAAUAUUUUGCUAUUUGUGCAUGUAAAAUCUGAUUAUAGAUUGCAUCUCUGGUCAAAGCUGGGUCAUGUCAGAGCGUAAAAUCAAUUUGAUACGUGAUCAUGGCAAUGUUCUCUGGUGACUCAGUCAAUAAGUGAAUAGAUAUAAAUUCGUAAAAUAAAAGGACAGGGAGAGAAGAAAAUUUCAUAAAGUUGCGAACUGGCAAAUCACAAUGAUUUAAGCUGACUGAGAGGCUGCAUACUUUUUUUCUGUCAUCACUGCAGCAACUGAGGUCAUUCCUUUGUUCCUAGCAACAGCUAAGAAAUAUAGAACAAGCUAUAGUCAAGCUAAUCAGGACUGAAAUAUCAUUGCCACAAUUCUGUAAUAGUCAUGAUGCAAAGGGGCUGUUGCCCCACAGCAUAAGAAUUUUAUCAAUGUAUUGCAAGGAAGAAUGGAAUAAGAGAGUUAGCACUACAAAAACAUGCAGUCCUUCUCAUAGUUUAAGAAAGCAAAUAACAAUUUGUCACAUUCAUGGCAUUCAGGAGGCAUGUGAAGAAUUUUGUGAAAAAUUAUUCUGAAGCAGAGAUAAAAGUCAGAGAAGCAACUUCAAAUGAUCCCUGGGGUCCCUCUAGUUCUCUGAUGUCUGAGAUAAGUGACCUAACAUACAACAUGGUUUCUCUAUCUGAAAUUAUGAGCAUGAUCUGGCACAGAAUGAAUGACCAUGGAAAGAACUGGAGGCACGUGUACAAGUCUCUCACACUCUUGGAUUAUCUCCUCAAGAAUGGAUCAAAGAAAGUCAUACAGCUAUGUCAAGAAGGUUUCUUUAACAUUCAAGUGUUAAAGGACUUCCAACAUUUAGAUGAAGCUGGGAAGGAUCAAGGUUUCCAUGUGAGGGAGAAGGCUAAGCAAAUCCUGGCCUUAUUAAAAGAUGAUCACCUGUUGCAUAAUGAACGUGGAAUAGCACGUCGGACCAGGUGGCGCACUUCCUAUGCAACGUUGGUCACGUCGAAGCCUUUGACAAAAGGACAUUUACCAAUAAUGCCUGCUUCCAAUUCCAUUCCAGAAUGUCCUCCUUCAGAGAGUAUCCAACAUCUUCACCCGAAGGCAUCACCUGCAAUCGAGCAAAGCCAGCCUGCACCAAAAUCAGGCAAAGCAGAGAUAGUUCAAACAACAACAGAGAUUGUUGCAAAGAUGUCAUCAGAGCAGGACUUAAUAGUCUUCAGUGAGGAUGAGUCUUCCUCUCCUGCUGUGCAAUCAACGUUUUCUCCUAAAGCCUCCAGAGAGAAAUUGUCAACAGAUACUGCUUUGAGUCCUUCAGAAAGAAAUUCAUCACCUGUGCAAAAGAGGGAUUCAUGCAGAAAGUCAAAGAGUUCUGUUCUUUCCAGAGUUAUGCUGAAAACUCCACCGAGGAGGCAGUCAAGUGUACAAACUCACAUGGGAGGGACAAUGUUAUAUGAUGUAUGGUCAUCAAGCCCAGAGGAUAUUAACAAGCAACAGGUCUCCAAAACAGAUGUUCCCCACUGUCAUACUGGUGCUUCUGUUGAAACUAUUUACAAGUCUCCUACCUUUCAGACCUUUGAUCCUUUGGCAGAUAAUACAGUGAACACCACAAAAUCGGCUCCACCUUCUGUACAGUUCUCUGGGCCUAGUGAAGCCAGCCUGCAAAAUGCCCACUACUUCAUACCAGCUGCUGGACAGAUAGCUGGUUGUCCCACAACACGGCCAGGCUCCUCCAGCUCUGUUGGGACAUCUUCCUCCUUUUCUAUUUUUUCCCCUGGAUCCGCAGUUCCGAACAACACACCACAGCCCCACUGUGAGCUUCCCCAUGGAUCAUCUUAUUUAUCUUCCCCACAAGAUCUUUACUUUAAAGACCUUAAGGAGAGGAUUGCAGAGUCCUUUUCUCCUUGCCCAGCAUCUGAUGGAGAUGAUAGUAGUAUCAUAAAUCAACAUUUUGAUAAUUCAAAAAGAAUUGAUGGAUUUAGAAGCAGAACAUUUCGUGCCACUGGUGAGAGCUGGGAAAACAAUGUAAUGCAAGAGACAUCUUCUUCACCAGCUCCUGUCACGCCGCCUCCUGCAAAUCGCCUUGAGGAAGACCUUCUUUAUAUAAGUGCUGAACCAAAAUGUAUAGCCAUUUUGGAAGAGAUUAAAAAUACAGUUUGUGGACUAAGAGGAGACUUCUCCAGUGCAACCCAGGAGCUGCGUGUUAUUAGUAAUAAGUUAACAAAUAUGGUGGCUUCUGUUCAAAAUAUGAACCAAUUCAUUGUCGCUCUCCAGACUGAUAUACAUGAGUCUGACCUAAUAUAGUUAUCCUAAUGGCCACUUCAUUAAAGUGCCAGAAAUUGUUUCUGAGUUGUGCCUCAGUAAUCUGUUUUAUAUUGCACAUCAGAUAUCCUAGUUUAGAGUUUGAAUGAACAGGUAUAAAAAUACAUAUAUGUACACACAAAAAUGUAAACACAUAUACAUAUAUAUUCACAUGUUAAAUUCUUGUUACCAAAUAUAAAUAGUUGUUUGUAUCAUUUAAUGUAGUUAACCUUUUAAAAAGAGAAUUGUUUAUUCUAAUUUGCUGAAUAUUUGAAAUCUGCAUGUCCAUGCUAAACUUAAAACAAAUAAAGCAUUAAUCUC